AACAGAUGUGCAAAGAAAAAUACAUUUUAUAAACCUAGCUUUGGAAAUGCAUACUGAAAUACCUGCUGUGAACUUUGCUUGUUUCCCCGAAGAGACGAUCAAAGGUGAAACUUACAGCGCUCCAUAAGAAUGGCUAUGAUGACGACGAACCUCAGCUGUAUGGAGAGUUCAUCCAGAAGUAACCAGUGCCUCGCCACCAGCAGCGCGUCUCCCGGGGUCAUAGCUACCCUCGCUGGCGUUCUGAUCUUUACCACCGUGGCUGAUAUCAUUGGAAAUCUGUUGGUCAUCCUUUCCGUGUAUAGAAACAAGAAACUGAGGAAUGCAGGUAAUCUCUUUGUGGUAAGCCUUUCUGUUGCUGACCUGGUGGUGGCGCUGUACCCCUAUCCCCUAGCUCUGCUAGCUAUCUUCCAUAAUGGCUGGACAAUGGGCUCCUUGCACUGUCAGUUGAGCGGGUUUAUCAUGGGACUGAGCGUGAUCGGUUCAGUCUUCAACAUCACGGCUAUCGCCAUCAACCGUUAUUGCUACAUAUGUCACAGCCUUCGCUACGACCGCCUCUAUUCACGCCGAAACACCUGUCUGUACCUGUUUCUCACCUGGAUGUUCACGGCUCUGGCCACGAUUCCUAACUUUCUCGUGGGCUCCCUGAGUUACGACCCACGUGUCUUCUCCUGCACCUUCACCCAGACGGCAAGCUCCUACUACACCAUUUGCGUGGUGCUGAUACAUUUUCUCGUUCCACUGGGCGUGGUUUCUUUUUGCUACCUGCGCAUAUGGACACUGGUGCUCAGGGUCAAAGGUCGUGUCCGGCCCCAUUCGAGGGUAAGAGCGGCUGACCUGAGGAAUUUCUUGACGAUGUUUGUGGUAUUCGUGCUGUUUGCCGUGUGCUGGGCCCCUCUGAACUUUAUUGGGCUUGCUGUGGCGGUUAACCCUACGAAGGUGGUGCCAAAUAUCCCGGAGUGGCUGUUUGUUAUGAGCUACUUCAUGGCGUACUUCAACAGCUGUCUGAAUGCCGUGGUCUACGGCUUGCUCAACCAGAAUUUCAGGCAAGAGUACAAACUGAUUCUUCGUGCUCUCUGUACCCCGAGAGCGCUGUUCAGUGAAAGUUCCAGAUGCAACACAGAGGCCAUAAAGAGUAAACAGUCACCAGCAGGAACCAAUAACAAUGUGAAGGAAGUGAAUCUGGGUAAGGGUGGAGUGACACAGACUCUGUUCUAGUGGUAGAUCGCUGAGAUUAAAGCCACAAGUGAAGCACCACAAUAUUACCUCUUCUGGUCUCUUUGGGGUCCCUUAACAAGGCCAAGUGUGUAAAAUGAACACUUCUUGAAACAGCUUUUUGAGUGUUUCAAUGGCCUUGAGCUGGCAAACAGACUAUUCAGAUUAGUAUUAAAGGUUGUGGAGAAUAUGCACUUGAAUAUAGAGAUUGCCUGAUACCAUAGCAACCAAAACUGAAAAAGUAAUUUUUUCAAUGCUGUGUCUUUUGUAAAUUCUUUCUAUAUUAUUUUUUUGUAUAUCUGGUAAUGUAUCUCUAAGUAAAGAGCAGGAAUGAACUUAUCACUGAUAAAGAAAAACAAGAUUGAUGCUCUUUGGAGUCAAUUAAAAGUACAGCACAUAAUGUGAUAUGUCUACUGAGAGAGUUAUGUUUUGAUACAUGUAAC
This is a messenger RNA of Paramisgurnus dabryanus, 1655 nucleotides long. RefSeq names its product melatonin receptor 1C (gene mtnr1c). Gene Ontology annotation, molecular function: melatonin receptor activity. Gene Ontology annotation, biological process: G protein-coupled receptor signaling pathway. The record is from RefSeq and is a predicted model, not a curated record. Lineage: Eukaryota; Metazoa; Chordata; Actinopteri; Cypriniformes; Cobitidae. Gene Ontology annotation, cellular component: plasma membrane.